UCUGUAAUUCUUAAUUGCUUCAUUACUAAUGGCAUACCAUUAAUAUAAUUACUUUAUGCCAGUAUCAUGUUUUUAUGCAGCUGUAUUUUUCUGGUUUCAGCAAAUAAACAGUGGAUCCAUCCACCAGAUUCCAUAACAAGAGGUCAUAUACUUUACACAGUGAAGUUUUAUGGAGAAUGUGAGGUUGAAUCACCAAAAGGUACAGAUGUUGUGAAAGAUGCUAUACGUAAACGAAAGUUCAACAAGACUAUACGAAAGACUGAAGGUCAGAAGACUCCAAAAGUAGAAUUAUCAAUAUCAGUGGAUGGUGUGACCAUACAAGAACCAAAGACUAAA
Molecule: messenger RNA, 336 nt
Organism: Ruditapes philippinarum (Manila clam)
Lineage: Eukaryota; Metazoa; Mollusca; Bivalvia; Venerida; Veneridae
Product: PTB domain-containing engulfment adapter protein 1-like
Exons: 3
Source: RefSeq, a predicted model, not a curated record